GGGAUUUGGGCAAGUUUUAGGAACGUACUCAAAACAAAAAUAAAUUAUUCUGUUAAAAUUUUAGUGGGCUCUGUUGGUUUCUCAUUCAUUACUUUUCUUUUUAGUUUAGGCUUUAUUUUGAGUAAUUUCCUUUUGUCAUGCAUUUUUGGUGCGUUCGGAUUUUAUCUAUAUAUUAUCUUGGGUAAUAUUUUCGUUUGCGUGGAAUAUUAAAAUGCUACUUAAACUGUAUUUUAAGUUUAAGGACAAAUCAAAAAGUAACCCGUAAAAUGGUUUCUGAUUAUUUGCAGUUGAUAUAAUGACUGAAAGUAUCCAGAAAAAAUCUUGGGAUGAUCCACUUCCAGUACCCACUAGUCUCCUUCCUUGGUCAUCAUUUAUAGUCUUCUUAUGUGCAGUCAUUUGUUUCAGCAACAGUAUUGAGGGGGAAUUCGUCUUCGAUGAUUCUGAGGCAGUUAUUAAUAAUUUUGAUUUGAAGCCUGAUACUCCUCUUUCAAGCAUAUUUCAGAAUGAUUUUUGGGGUACAAAACUUACUCACAACACAAGUCAUAAAUCAUAUCGCCCUUUAACCGUAUUAACAUUUAGAUUGAAUCAUUUUAUCACUGGACUUAACCCAUGGAGCUUUCAUUUUGUAAAUAUUUUGCUGCAUGGUAGUGUAAGUGCUCUAUUUCAUAAGGUCAUAUCUUGUAUGUUGAAUUCUGCUUUAGAUGAUGAAUCACCAAAAACUGCCUUUUUAAGUGCCUUACUUUUCUCUGUGCACCCUGUUCACACUGAAAGUGUAUCAGCUGUUGUUGGAAGAGCUGAUUUGUUAUGCGGAAUAUUUUUUCUGCUGUCCUUUCUUUCAUUUAUUCAUGCAUCAAAAUGUUUCUCAUUUCAUUGGGGACCAAAAAUGUCCCUUGUAUGGGUUGGUUUUAGUGUCAUACUUGCGGGUUUGGCUAUGCUAUGUAAGGAACAAGGAAUAACUAUUAUCGGAGUUUGUUGUAUUUAUGACAUUAUCAUAUUUUAUAAAUGGGAUAUUCGUUGUACUGGUAGCAACAUCACACAUAGGAACAAAAAUGUGCCAACUUCACCAGGGAGUGAUUCUAAGCAAUGCAUAUCAUUUUUCCUAUUGAGGCAAAGUGUACUUUGCUUAGGAGGUAUUUUUUUGUUGUCAGUAAGAUGGUAUAUCAUGGGGGCAUCAACUCCAGUUUUUCAACAAGUUGAUAAUCCAGCUUCUUUUGAAGAUAGAAUUUUAGUAAGGAUUGUCAACUACCAUUACAUUUAUUCCAUAAACCUGUGGCUCUUGUUCCAUCCUUAUUGGUUGUGCUUUGAUUGGUCAAUGGGCUGCAUACCUUUAAUUAAUUCAUUCAUAGAUAAACGUAUAGUUGUGGUUGUUAUAUUUUGGAUUUUCUGUGCCCAUCUUUUAUAUAGUGUAUUCACUCAUGUUGAUCUUAGAAUCAGGAGGUUAUUAUGUCUGUCAUUGGCAUUCAUUUUGGUACCUUUUCUACCUGCUUCUAAUUUAUUUUUCCGAGUUGGUUUUGUUGUUGCAGAAAGGGUGUUAUAUCUUCCUAGCAUGGGAUUUUGUCUUCUUGUUGUGAUAGGUUUAAAGCAGCUCAUGAUUUUCUGCGGGCAGAACUAUCAAAUGUGUAUUCAAUGCAGUGUAUUCAUUCUGCUGACUGCAUUUGGAGUACGAUGCAUUCAUCGUAGUCUUGAUUGGAGGAAUGAAGAAACAUUAUUCAAAUCUGGCUUGAGCGUUUGCCCUUUGAAUGCUAAGGUCCAUUACAACAUAGCUAAAAAUGCUGCUGAUAAAGGUGAUAAAGAAACUGCCAUUAUAGGAUACAAAGAAGCAAUCAGAUUAAAUCCUCUUUAUGAUCAAGCAAUGAACAAUCUUGCAAACAUAUUGAAGGAUCAAGGAGAAUUGAUUGAAGCUGAAGAGUUGUUAAUUUCUGCUAUAAAAAUAAGGCCUGAUUUUGCUGCUGCAUGGAUGAAUCUUGGUAUUGUUCAAUCAAGUUUAAAAAAGAUGAAUAAUGCAAAAAAGAGUUACCUGAUGGCUUUACAGUUUCGAAAAAGAUAUCCAGAUUGUUACUACAACUUAGGAAAUCUAUACUUAGAACAGAAGCAGUAUGAUGAGGCUUACAGAGCAUGGCGAAAUGCUACUGCUAUGCAGCCCACUCAUUUAGUUGCUUGGAAUAAUAUGAUAAUAAUGUUAGACAGUAUAGGGGCCUUAUCAAAAGCUGAAAUGGUUGCUUAUGAAGCUUUACAAUAUUUGCCAACCGAAGCAUCAUUGUAUUUCAACUUAGCUAACACUCUUGGAAAAGCUGGAAAGUACACAGAGUCUGAAAAGUAUUUUUUAAAAGCCUUGCAAUUAAAUGAGAACAAUCCGACAUAUCAUAUAAAUUUAGGUGUACUUUACCAUCGUUGGAAAAAAUAUCAUCUUGCAGAGAAGUCUUACAAAAGAGCUCUUGAAAUAAAACCAGACAUGAAAAGUGCCAGUGACAAUCUACGACUACUUCAUAAAACUUUCAACUUUGUGUGAUUGUUUCAUUUGAACUGAAAAUGCCAUUGCGCUCCAGUUUUUUACAUACCAUAUAUGAUCUGAGAAAAAGGGGCUCAAAAAUUUUGCCUAAUAAAAUCAUACUUGUUUUGUAAUAAAAAUACAGGUUUUGACAACAA
Molecule: messenger RNA, 2646 nt
Organism: Parasteatoda tepidariorum (common house spider)
Lineage: Eukaryota; Metazoa; Arthropoda; Arachnida; Araneae; Theridiidae
Gene: Tmtc4
Product: Transmembrane O-mannosyltransferase targeting cadherins 4
Biological process (GO): protein O-linked glycosylation via mannose; endoplasmic reticulum unfolded protein response
Cellular component (GO): endoplasmic reticulum
Molecular function (GO): protein binding; mannosyltransferase activity
Source: RefSeq, a predicted model, not a curated record